AUGAAGAAAACCAACCUGUGGUUCUUGGAGCGUCUUCGGGGGUCUGGGGAAAACGUCACGCCUGGGAGCGAGGCUGGGGACAAGGCUUCCAAGGGGCCCCUGUACAGCAAUGUGCUCACACCUGACAAGAUCCCUGACUUCUUCAUACCCCCCAAACUGCCCGCUGGCCCCGCAGAUCCUGAGGGGCAGGCUGAGCUGGGCCCCGCCUCACCGGAGCAGAACCUGGCCUCGGGGACACCCCGCCGAGCCCCCCGGAGCCCCCGGCUGCCUGCCAAGUUGGCAGCUGAGAGCAAGAACCUGCUGAAGGCAGCCACUCGGCACGUGAUCCAAAUCGAGAGUGCGGAGGACUGGCCGGUAGAGGAGGCUGCCACCAACGCUGACCCCCAGGCCCAGGGCGCCAUGUCCCUGCCCUCCGUGCCCAAGGCUCAGACGUCCUAUGGCUUUGCCACACUGGCAGAGAGCCCCCACACGCGGCGUAAGGAGUCCCUGUUCCACAGCGAGCAUGGAGCCCUGGCGCAGGUGGGAUCCCCAGGUGCCGGUCGCCGUCGGGGGGGCGCCAAGGCCAAUGGGGGCGAUGGGGUGCCCAGGGAGGCUGGUGGGGCCCUCAUGAGCCCCAGCCGCUACUUCAGUGGUGGGGAGAGUGACACAGGGUCCUCAGCGGAGUCCUCCCCUUUCGGGUCCCCUCUGCUCUCACGCUCUGUGUCGCUGCUGAAAGGGUUUGCCCAGGACAGCCAGGCCAAAGUGAGCCAGCUCAAGCACUCGGCGGGCCGCCACGGCUCCCGGUCUGCUGAGGACAGUGCACCAGACACCAGCCCCGGGGCGCGGCGCCGCCUGACCCGCAGGGCCACCCCAGAGCCGGGCCCUGAGACUGGCCAGGUGCCCCGUGCAGAGCAUGCGGUCCGGAUGGGCCUGCGGGGCAGCGUGCGGCUGCUGGUGGAGUAUGAGGCGGCCCAGGCCCGCCUGCGGGUACGCCUGCUGGCAGCCGAGGGUCUCUAUGACCGCCUGUGUGACGCCCACAGCAUCAACUGCUGUGUGGGGCUGUGCCUGGUCCCUGGCAAGCUACAGAAGCAGCGGAGCACCAUCAUCAAGAACAGCCGCCACCCCGUCUUCAACGAGGACUUCUUUUUCGAUGGCCUGGGGCCGGCCAGUGUCCGGAAGCUGGCCCUCAGGAUCAAGGUGGUCAACAAGGGCAGCAGCCUCAAGCGGGACACGCUGCUCGGGGAGGAAGAGCUUCCGCUGACCUCCCUGCUCCCUUUCUUGUAA
Messenger RNA from Odobenus rosmarus divergens (Pacific walrus), 1263 nucleotides. RefSeq names its product C2 calcium-dependent domain containing 4C (gene C2CD4C). Bases 1 to 1263 code for a protein of 420 amino acids. NCBI's taxonomy places the organism in Eukaryota, Metazoa, Chordata, Mammalia, Carnivora, Odobenidae. The transcript has a single exon. The record is from RefSeq and is a predicted model, not a curated record.